Molecule: messenger RNA, 2057 nt
Organism: Erigeron canadensis
Lineage: Eukaryota; Viridiplantae; Streptophyta; Magnoliopsida; Asterales; Asteraceae
Product: acid beta-fructofuranosidase-like
Exons: 7
Coding region: 29-2044 (671 amino acids)
Biological process (GO): carbohydrate metabolic process
Molecular function (GO): hydrolase activity, hydrolyzing O-glycosyl compounds
Source: RefSeq, a predicted model, not a curated record
CUAAAAAGUGACAUAAAAUUUUAACCAGAUGAAAUCCAAAACAACUUCUGAUGUCGAGAACCCGACCCAAACCCCUCUUCUCGAUGCAGAUUAUGGUUAUGAGCCAUCUCUAGACGCGACUCUACCUUCCAAAGCUCAAGAAAAUGACCAACCACCAAGUAAGCCCGUUCUUCUUAUAAUAUCCGGGUUGUUGUCCAUUGGCUUGGUGGUGGCCUUGAUUAUUGGAAAUGUGCACAUUCCAACAAUUGAUAACAAUGUUCCACUGCCUGAAAGGAGGGAUCCAGUCGAACAAGGUGUUUCUGAUAAACGAUUCAGGUUACCAUCCGAUGCAAGCUCUUUUUCUUGGACCGAGGAUAUGUUAAGUUGGCAAGCACCGGCAUUCCAUUUCUAUCCUGGAAAGAAUUGGAUGAACGAUCCAAAUGGUCCAGUAUUUUAUAAGGGAUACUACCAUUUAUUUUAUCAAUAUAGUAAAGAGGCACCAGUAUGGGGUCUAAUUGUAUGGGGUCAUGCUGUAUCAAGAGACAUGGUUCGUUGGAGACACCUUCCAAUAGCAAUGGAGGCAGACAAAUGGUAUGAUGUAAAUGGUGUAUGGACCGGGUCAACAACCAUCCUUCCAAAUAAUAAACUUGUUGUACUUUACACCGGGUCAACUAAUGAAUCCAUUCAAGUCCAAAACUUGGCUUACCCUGCCAAUCCGUCUGACCCUCUGCUUGUGAACUGGAUCAAGGACCCUUCAAACCCGGUCCUGGUCCCACCAAAGGGUAUUGGUAAAAAGGACUUUCGUGAUCCAACCACGGCCUGGCUCACCCCUGAUGGAAAAUGGCGGACGGUGAUUGGGUCAAAAGUUAAUAAAACCGGAAUUGUGUUAGUAUAUGACACCAAAGACUUUCUAAGUUAUGAACUUAAAGACCAAUGGCUACAUGAGGUCAAAGGUACUGGAAUGUGGGAGUGUGUUGAUUUUUAUCCGGUUUCUAAGAAUGAGUUUGGGCUUGACACUGGUGCGUAUGGGCCUGAUGUCAAACAUGUGCUUAAAGCAAGCAUGGACGAUGAUAGAUGUGAUUAUUAUGCAAUUGGAAAUUAUAGCCAGGUGGCCGGGAAAUGGACCCCUGAUGAUCCCCAAAUCGAUGUUGGAUAUGGUUUACGAUAUGAUUAUGGGAUAUACUACGCAUCCAAAACAUUCUAUGACCAAAAUAAAAAGAGAAGGAUUUUGUGGAGUUGGAUCAAAGAGACAGACAGUGAAAAGUCAGAUAUCAAGAAGGGUUGGGCUUCUCUUAUGGCUGUUCCAAGAACGGUUGCACUUGAUCCAGCUACGGGUAGCAAUUUGCUUCAAUGGCCAAUUGAAGAGUUGGAUAAACUUAGGUCAAAUCUUAAAGAGUUCAAAGAUGUUCAACUUGAACCUGGCUCACUUGUGCCACUCAACGUGCGAGCGGCAUCUCAGUUGGAUAUAAUGGUCGAGUUUGAGUUGGAUAAGAAGGUUUCUAGUAGUUUACGCGUAGGAGCUGGUACUGUGCCAUAUAACUGUGGCGGACAUGGUGGAGCUGGCGUGAGAGAUGCAUUAGGGCCGUUUGGUUUAUUAGUUCUUGCAAACAAGAACUUAACUGAACACACGCCUGCUUACUUUUACAUUGCCAAAGGCGUCCAUGGGGAUCUCAAUACAUUGUUUUGCAUUGAUCAAUCAAGGUCUUCCAUUGCAAAAGAUGUGGAUAAGUCUAUUUAUGGUAGCACAGUCCCAGUCCUUGAAGGAGAAAAACUCAAAAUGAGAAUAUUGGUGGAUCGGUCGAUAGUUGAAGGCUAUGCACAAGGAGGAAGAACAUGCAUUACUUCGCGUGUUUAUCCAACAGAAGCAAUAAACGACGAUGCUCAACUAUACUUAUUCAACAAUGCCACUAAUGUUAAUGUGACAGCUUCUCUCAAGAUAUGGCAAAUGGGUAUUAGCUCACCAAACGAAAGUGGGUGGGUUUGGCUUGGCCCGUCGUUGAUCUUACUUGUUGUCUUUUGGUUCGUGGUAUGGACAUGGCAAAAUCAAAGAAGAAACCGGUCCUAGAAAUGAAAAGACC